AUGUUGUGGAAUAGUAAACUUCCAGAAGAAGAAAAACAGAUUUGGUAUAUCUUUGGUUUAAAAAAGCAAUACCUUUAUAAGGUUAAAGCUUUUUUAUUUGAAACCUAUAAUCAAGCCAAACAAUUGGUGUUAAUAAUGGAAGUACGAAUAAAAGGUAUAAAGAAAGAAGUAAAGAAUAUAGUUAAUAAUAGAGAUAUUAAUGUAACAAGCAAAUUAGAAAAGAAUAAAAUUGAAGACUUUCUAGUAAUAAACAAUAAAACAAUGAAUGACAAUCCUAAUAAUGAUGAUAAUAACAAUAAAAACUUAAAAGUUGUUGAUGGAUUAGAUCAUUGUGAUGAAGCCGAAGUUGAUGAAGAUAAAAGUAUAGCUUUUAAAUAG
Dentiscutata erythropus is the source of this 378-nucleotide messenger RNA. Lineage: Eukaryota; Fungi; Glomeromycota; Glomeromycetes; Diversisporales; Gigasporaceae. The record is from the annotation of a GenBank genome assembly.